Molecule: messenger RNA, 401 nt
Organism: Photinus pyralis (common eastern firefly)
Lineage: Eukaryota; Metazoa; Arthropoda; Insecta; Coleoptera; Lampyridae
Exons: 2
Coding region: 93-401 (102 amino acids)
Source: RefSeq, a predicted model, not a curated record
GCGUUUGACGGUUCGCGUAACGCGCAUAAAAAAUACUGGACGGGUGUUUCGGGUCGUUUCUUCUUUGCGCCCUCCCUUGCUGCGUCGAGGAAAUGGAGCCGAAAAGUCCCGGCUACGAGAAGCUCGUCAACGAGAAGCGGUCGCCGAAUAUUUCGCCUGCCGGUAAAAAGCGUUUGCGUUUCAAGUUCGGCCGUAUGCUCAGCACCGGUAAUCUGAAGGCGAGCUCGACGCCUGCGAGCCCGACGACCCCAAGACUUUCGCCACACAUUUUCGAGUCGAACUCUUUGGAAUCUGUGCGGCGAUCUUUCGGAAAUACGAGUGACGGAUGCAAAGUAGAAGGAGGACGCCUGGCCCCGCCUUCGCCACGCCCACUUUCGUACAAUAUAAGGUCAGCGUUUUAA